GCAACAACAGCGCACAGAGCUCUACUUCAAAAUGGCUGUUAGUGAAGAUGGUGAAUAGGAAGAAACGAGCGCCAUAGUUCGAGAUUUGAAGAGAAAUACGCCUUUCCAAACGGACUUCCAGACAGCACAACAUUUCAACGGUUUUCUUCUGUGAGGGUGUCCCAGUAUUGAGUGGCAGUCAUGGACACCACAACCUCAAUCAAGAUGACCACACUGGCCAUCCAAAACCUCUUCAGCUAUGUAGAGGAAGAGAACCUGGCAGCUGUAAAAACCCAUCUGGACAAAUUCAAAGAGGUGGAUGGUCGAAGUGACAAUGGACAGACUCCUCUGAUGUUGGCUUCAGAGCAGGGCAGUCUUGAGAUAGUUCAAGAGCUCAUUCGAAGGGGAGCAAAUGUCAACUUGGACGAUGUGGACUGCUGGUCCGCUCUGAUCUCUGCAGCUAAGGAGGGGCAUGUGGAGGUGGUGAAAGAGCUGCUGGAAAACAGUGCUUAUAUUGAGCACAGAGACAUGGGGGGUUGGACCGCUCUUACUUGGGCUUCAUAUAAAGGCAGAAUUGAAGUAGCCAAGGUCCUACUGGAGAGCGAGGCGAACCCAAACACCACUGGACAGCAAUACAGUGUGUACCCCAUUAUCUGGGCAGCCGGUAGAGGUCAUGCAGAGAUUGUUAAGCUCUUGCUAGAGCAUGGAGCCAAAGUCAACUGCUCUGAUAAGUACGGCACCACCCCACUAAUCUGGGCAGCUAGAAAGGGACACUACGACUGUGUGAUGCACCUGUUGGAGAAUGGAGCUGAUGUUGACCAGGAGGGGGCGAAUUCCAUGACGGCACUGAUAGUGGCUGUGAAGGGAGGUUACACAGAGGUGGUUAAAGAACUUCUGAAGAGGAACCCCAAUGUGAACAUGACAGAUAAGGAUGGCAACACAGCCCUGAUGAUCGCAGCUAAAGAGGGCUAUACUGAGAUUGUGCAGGACCUGCUAGAUGCUGGCACAUACGUCAACAUCCCUGACAGGAGCGGUGACACAGUGCUGAUUGGAGCUGUGAGAGGGGGGCAUGUUGAGAUUGUUAGAGCACUGCUGCAUAAGUAUGCAGAUAUCGACAUCAGAGGACAGGAAAAUAAGACUGCUCUGUACUGGGCUGUAGAGAAAGGCAAUGCAACCAUGGUCAGAGACAUACUGCAGUGUAACCCGGACACAGAGACAACCACUAAGGAUUCUGAGACUCCUUUAAUCAAAGCUACCAAGAUGAGGAACAUAGAAAUUGUGGAGCUGCUUCUGGACAAAGGGGCCAAAGUGUCUGCAGUGGACAAGAAAGGGGACACACCUCUUCAUAUCGCUAUACGUGGGCGGAGCCGGAGGCUGGCUGAGCUCCUCCUCCGUAACCCUAAAGAUGGCCGCCUACUCUACCGCCCCAACAAGGCUGGAGAAACACCCUACAACAUCGACUGCAGCCACCAGAAGAGCAUCCUCACCCAAAUCUUUGGAGCCCGACAUCUGUCCCCCACAGAGUCAGAUGGGGACAUGCUGGGCUAUGACCUGUACAGCAGUGCUUUAGCUGACAUUCUGAGUGAGCCCACCAUGCAGCCGCCCAUCUGUGUGGGUCUGUACGCUCAGUGGGGCAGCGGCAAGUCCUUCCUGCUCAAGAAACUGGAGGAUGAGAUGAAGACAUUUGCAGGUCAGCAGGUGGAACCUUUGUUCCAGUUUUCCUGGCUGGUUGUGUUGUUAUCAUUCUUGCUGUGCGGAUCUGUAGCUCUGGUGCUCGGCUUUACUGUGGAUCCUAAACUGGCUAUCGCCAUCUCUCUCAGCAUCCUAGCACUGCUUUACGUAUUCUUUGUGGUUGUGUACUUUGGGAGCAGGCGUGAGGGUGAGAGCUGGAACUGGGCAUGGGUCAUUAGCACCCGUCUGGCCCGACACAUCGGAUACUUGGAGCUUCUGCUUAAACUCAUGUUCGUCAACCCACCUGAACUGCCGGAACAGACCACCCGUGCACUGCCUGUAAGGUUUUUGUUCACAGACUAUAACAGGUUAUCCAGUGUGGGUGGGGAGACGUCCAUGGCUGAAAUGAUCGCUACUCUCUCGGAUGCCUGUGAGAGAGAGUUUGGCUUCCUGGCCACCAGACUUUUCAGAGUCUUCAAAACUGAGGACACUCAAGGCAAAGGUAAAAAUAAGUGGAAGAAGACAUGUUGCAUCCCAUCCUUUGUCAUCUUCCUCUUCAUCCUGGCCUGCUUGAUUAUGGGGAUGGCCCUCUUGGCAGUCUUCAAGGUGGAUGGGCAAAACCAGACAGUGAAUGCAGUGCUGGUUUCCAUGGCGAGUGUAGUUGGGUUGGUGCUGGUGCUUAAGUGCCGCACCUGGUGGCAGGUGACAGACUCAGUGCUUAACUCCCAGAGGAAGAGGCUGCACAGUGCCGCCAACAAGAUGCACAAGCUGAAGAGUGAGGGCUUUAUGAAGGUCUUGAAGAAUGAAGUGGAGCUCAUGGCUAAGAUGGCCAAGACUAUAGACGGCUUCACCCAGAACCAGACGCGUCUAGUCGUCAUCAUUGAUGGUCUGGACUCCUGCGAACAGGACAAAGUACUACAGAUGCUAGACACGGUGAGGGUGCUGUUCUCCAAGGGUCCCUUCAUCUCUGUCUUUGCCAGUGACCCUCACAUCAUCAUCAAAGCCAUAAACCAGAACCUCAACAGCGUGCUGCGGGACUCCAACAUCAACGGCCAUGACUACAUGCGCAACAUUGUCCACCUGCCCGUGUUCCUCAACAGCCGAGGCCUCAGCAGUGCAAAGAAGAUGUGUACGCCCAUUCCUGCUAAUGGAGAGAUGGGGAAUUCUGAGGGCUGGCAUGAGGAGUUGGACAGAAAACUGUCUCAGAACAGCCUGGGUGAACAGACAAAGUUUAGCAGUAAGACCACUCUAAACCGCAGGGAUACUUACCGGCGUAGACAGAUGCAGAGGUCAGUCACACGUCAGAUGUCCUUUGACCUCACCAAACUACUAGUCACUGAGGACUGGUUCAGUGACAUCAGCCCUCAGACUAUGAGGAGACUUCUCAACAUUGUGUCUGUCACAGGCCGCUUGCUGAGGGCCAACCAGAUAAGUUUUAAUUGGGACCGGCUUGCAUCUUGGAUUAACCUAACCGAGCAGUGGCCAUAUCGCACAUCCUGGCUCAUACUCUACCUGGAGGAGACAGAUGGCAUCCCAUAUCAAACUACUCUGAAAGCCGUCUAUGAAAGAAUCUCCAAGAAUAUUCCAACCACUAAAGAUGUGGAGCCAUUGCUGGAGAUAGAUGGAGAUGCACGAAGCUUUGAAGUGUUCCUUUCUUCCCGUACACCAGUGCUUGCAGCUCGGGACAUCCGCACCUUCCUCCCCUGCACGGUUAAUUUAGAUCCAAAACUCAGAGAGAUCAUUGCAGAUGUGCGUGCUGCCCGGGAGCAGAUGAACAUGAGUGGUGUCACCUAUCCCACGCUGCCUUUGCAGGAGGGGCGCCCAGUAUCAGUCUACAGUCAGCAGUCCUCGGCCUGCUCCCCUACUGCCUCCUUCAAUGGCCCAUAUAACCCACCGGGUGUAUCUCCUCAGCCCCACAGCGCCUAUUUCAGCGGCAUGGCUGGGCCACAACACCCAUUCUACAACAGGCCAUAUUUCCCCCAUCAUCUAUACCAGCUGCCACGGCAGUAUGCUGGCAGCUCCCUCCCUGCUCAUGUUCUUCCACGUCCAUUCAUUAAAACCAGCUUUCCCAGGGACUCUAGCAAUGGACCCCAGGGUAAGGUACCAUCUUUGAAAAAGAAGCAGGGCUCUGCUUCCGUGGUGUCAGCCACCCCUUCAAUUCUGCUUGGCUCAAUGAGCACAGAUGUUGUGUGCGAACGUGUCAGACUUAUCGAAGGCAUUGACCAGAGCAUGAUGGCUCAGUAUACUGCCACCAUUAAGAAGGCUAACAUAAAUGGCAGAGUUCUGUCUCAAUGUAACCUUGAUGAGCUGAAGAAAGAGAUGAACAUGAAUUUUGGAGAUUGGCAGCUUUUCAGGACAACGGUGAUGGAGCUACGUCAUGUGGAGAGCCAGAUCCUACAUGAGGAAGCUCCAAGUGAGCAGGGCAGCAGCAUGGCUGGUCAUGUGGAGCCUUGCAGGCAUACUGGAACAUCCGUUCACAGAGGAGCUGGCAACACAGACACCUCACCCAUGUAUAACUUUAACCUCAGCUUCGAGGAGCUCAGUAAUGUGGGCUUGGAUGAGCCUCCAAGGCAAGCCAACCCCACAUGGAUGGCCACCACUCACCGUACGCCUAGCAUGUCCAGCCUCAACUCUCAGGAGUCCUCUAAUGAAAUUUGCCAGUUAACAGAUAAGCAGCAGGCAGAGUACCUUAAUGCAUAUCAGGAAUACAUCACUUCAAUGGCUCAGCUUGAGAUAGGAAUGGAGAAGCCUGGCCAGCACUCUAACUCUGAUGACAAGAGGAAAGAUGGUGACCAGGAUGGGCGGAAAUCUGUUUCAAAACGAGGGAGCAGCAAGUCAGCAACAGAUAAUUCUGACUACGCUUCAGCAGAUACUUUAGAUCCCAUAACAGAAGAAGACGAGAAGAUUGAUCAUGGGUCAUCAAAGUCUCUAUUGGGACACAAAACAUCUGGAGAGAAGGUGAGCCUCUUCCAAGGUGCCGAUCUGAAACUGAAGGCUGCUGGUGGUGGUUUACGUUACCAGAAACUGACCAGUGAUGAUGAAGAGUCAGAGGAAUCUGACAGUGCCCCUCUGCUUAAGGAUGGAAAGAAACCUGAGGCUAAAUCCUCUGAGGCUGGUGAUCGAUCUUUGACCAAAGGUAAGGAUUACCUUUCAGACAAGAAGGAUUCAUCUGACUCAGGUGUCCGCUCUAACGAAAGCUCACCUAACCAUUCUCUUCAAGAUGAAGAAGCUGACCUUUCACAGUCUGAGAGGGCUAACCUAAUCGAGCUGGAUGAGGAGAAUUCGACCCAAAAGAGAGAACUGCCUAGUAGUCUGAGUGGCCUACAAGACCCAGCUAUCACCCGCAUGUCCAUCUGCUCUGAGGACCAGUGCAGUCUUCUGGCCAGCAGCCCUGAGGAGAGCUGGCCAUCCUCCAAGAGCUACAACCUAAACCGAAUACCUAGCAACACCACCCUCAAUAACAACACCAACGCCCAACAAGGAAACAAUGUUCGUCAGCCCAAAGAUAGCUCCAACACCACCACUGGCAGUGAUGUCAUCAUAACUCCUGGUUCCAGCACCACUUCCACCACCACUCAAAAUGAGAACGUCCGUGUGGUGCAUCUGAAGAGGGGGCUUAACCCUGGAGAUCCCCCUGAAAUCCUCAAAGUGUCCUCUGAGAUGGUCACCUUUGGCGAGGAACGAGAGAGCAUCCUGUAGGCAACGUCUGGAUCUGAUGGAGUCUGGUCUUGUUAGGCCAAUUAAUGUCCUAUAUUGUGGUGUCAGUGCAUGUUUAGUGUAAUGCUUAAAUAUGUGUAAUGGUGGGCAAUUGUGACUUUUCUAAAUGCUUAGUGUAGUUGAAGUGGUGUUUAUUCACAUAUUCCGUCACCUAGUAAUUCAUCAGUUAUAGUUAAGUGCGUAUAAGUGCCAUUUCCAUACAGUAGUAACAGCUCAAUAACUUGUACAUGUCAGCCUCGCUAAAUACAGUUCAAUGGACAAACUAAACAAUGGCUAUAAAGCAUUUCAGAAUCACAGCUGUAGGAAAAGUUUCAGUAGUCUCUCAAAAGAAAAGAUUUAUAGGACCUUUGUUAUGAUGAAACUCAGCAGAAUUGAUAAACUAAUUUAAAGACAUUGAAAGGCAUUAAACACUGCUCCUAUUCAAAGUUUGUGUAGUCAUUCUCCUCAAAGGAAUCAUAAAUAUGGCUUUGAAAUGUGCUGUAUUGAGUUGUUUAUUGCAUGCGUACAAGCUGUCCUUGUGCUGUAGUGACAGUAGUAAGCAGUGACAAGCAUGUGUCAGACUGCAGUGAGUAUUAAAUUAGCCGGUAGGAACUGCAUGCCCUACGAUAAUAGGUGUCAUUUACGGGUGGGACGUGUCCCUACAACUUUUUGCCUUUUCCAAUUUUUUCCUCACUACUUUUUGAAAUAGCUUUCAUCAGCUAAGUGUCUAAUGCAGAAGAAACAUCUCCAGUUCUUGAGCAGGAGUUUCCAUUUCGUUUGUAUGUGUUAUAAGAAGUGGCGAUCCAGCGUUAGUUUAUAAUUUUUAAAGUUAUGAGUGCUCGUUGCAGCUGUAAUCAGUGAGUGACAGAGGGUGGUGCUCCUUCCACUGUUGCACAGCUCACACUCCUUUCAAGUUAAAUCACUGAGCAGAAUGCAAACAGAUGUGUCCCUGCUCAUGAUAUACAUUUACUGAUGUACAGAUCAAAUUUUCGUUCAUUAAAUUAAAAAGUUAAAUUAGGGUGAAUUAGAACCUGGAACUCAUUCUAGAGGUGAAAACAUCACCUUGAGACCAGUCAGCCGUUCUGGCUAAUGUCUUACAGAUUAGUGUAUUUACAGUAUCCAUUGAUUAACAAAAUCCCAUUACUGAGAGUGAUGGAUGCAUGGAUCAAGUUAUCAAAUUAAAAAUGAAAAAUACUUAUUAUAGUGUUUGACACUGUCAUCAAGAAUGACUAUUUAUAUAACCAAUAAAAGAUAAAUUGACACUAUCUGCACACAACCUAAUUAAUGUUCAUGAGUUUCACCACUUUGUGAGGUUACCCCUCCCCCAUUCCUAUGAUGUUAGUCUUUAGCAGUCAACUACUAUUGAUAACUGUCUUUAAAGGUAAAACGUGUUUUGUGAUGCUUGUCUUCUAUAUGCAAUGAAAUAAAUGCACAUUGACCGCA
Molecule: messenger RNA, 6789 nt
Organism: Myxocyprinus asiaticus (Chinese sucker)
Lineage: Eukaryota; Metazoa; Chordata; Actinopteri; Cypriniformes; Catostomidae
Product: kinase D-interacting substrate of 220 kDa B
Exons: 30
Coding region: 181-5349 (1722 amino acids)
Molecular function (GO): protein binding
Source: RefSeq, a predicted model, not a curated record